Molecule: messenger RNA, 1018 nt
Organism: Babesia bovis T2Bo
Lineage: Eukaryota; Apicomplexa; Aconoidasida; Piroplasmida; Babesiidae
Product: Rab-GTPase-TBC domain family protein
Exons: 4
Coding region: 79-987 (302 amino acids)
Source: RefSeq, a predicted model, not a curated record
AUCGUCGACAUAACCAAUGCAUGUUGAUAGCAUAUAGUCGUACCGCAAUAUAUAAAUAAACCAAUUUCGUGCGGCCAAAUGAAGAGCAUCUGGCCCAUGCAUAGACACAAAGACAAUAGUAUAUGUCCGACGUCUGCUAUAUUGAAUAUCAGCUACUACAACUCAAACAUGGAACUAAAACCACAUGAUAGAAAAAGAAUUGCCAAACGAAUGAUAGAAAGGGUGUCAGACUUUGAACGUGGUAUCAUGUGGAAAAUAUGGGCACAUACAGAAGAGUAUAAAGAACGCUCUCCAAGAGGAUUGUACACUCACCUCGUAAAUUUUAACAUGUGUGAACAUGACGCAGCAAUAAAAAACGAUGUAAAUCGUACCUUUCCAAAUCAUUCAGUAUUCAACGAAUCAAAUUAUACACAACAGAUACUAUUCAACGUACUGCGCGCAUAUGCAAUGUAUAACCCGGACGUAGGAUACUGCCAGGGGAUGGCAUUUAUCGCAGGAAUGCUCGUAAUAUAUAUGGAUGAAGAAGAUGCGUUCUACACAAUGAUAAGUGUGAUGGAGAAACACGAUAUCAAUAAGUUCUUUCUCCCUCAAAUGAAACAUUUGGAAAAAUAUUGCCAUGUCCUGGACCUAUAUCUUAACCGCAAGAUGAACCAAUUAUACCUCCAUCUACAAAAGAACAAUGUCAACACCAAAAUAAUCGCAUCACAGUGGUUCCUCACACUGUUUACCUACAGCUUCUCAGUAGAAACAGCCGCCAUAUUGUGGGAUGCAAUAUUAGCCAUGGAAGAUAAUUAUGUACUAUCGAUCGCCGUAGCCAUCUUCAAACUUCUCGAGGGGAUACUGAUCAACGCCAAACAAGAUGAACUACAAGAUAUCCUGAAAGAUCUAACGCCAUACGUAUCUGCAAGGGUGAUAUUACGCCACAUAGAUAAACAAAAGUAUCAGAAGGAAACUACAAAGCUAUUUAAACAUUAUUAUCAAAAGUAGCCAAAGCAGAUAAUAAAUCUGUCACCUCAGU